This is a messenger RNA of Ailuropoda melanoleuca (giant panda), 2011 nucleotides long. It is a transcript of the gene PLPPR5, whose product is annotated as phospholipid phosphatase related 5. Lineage: Eukaryota; Metazoa; Chordata; Mammalia; Carnivora; Ursidae. Gene Ontology annotation, cellular component: plasma membrane. Gene Ontology annotation, molecular function: phosphatidate phosphatase activity. The record is from RefSeq and is a predicted model, not a curated record. Gene Ontology annotation, biological process: signal transduction; phospholipid metabolic process; phospholipid dephosphorylation.
GGAGGGGGCCCGCCGCGUCCGCCGCCCGCUCGGCUCGGCCCGGCCCGGCCCGGGAGGCGUGCAUGCCCCUGCUGCCCGCGGCGCUCACCAGCAGCAUGCUCUAUUUCCAGAUGGUGAUCAUGGCAGGGACGGUGAUGCUGGCGUACUACUUCGAGUACACUGACACGUUCACCGUGAACGUGCAGGGCUUCUUCUGCCACGACAGCGCCUACCGCAAGCCCUACCCGGGCCCGGAGGACAGCGGCGCCGUGCCCCCAGUGCUCCUCUACUCGCUGGCCGCCGGGGUCCCCGUACUCGUGAUAAUAGUUGGAGAAACUGCUGUGUUUUGCCUACAACUGGCCACACGGGAUUUUGAAAACCAGGAGAAAACUAUUUUAACUGGAGAUUGUUGCUAUAUAAACCCACUGGUGCGGAGAACUGUACGAUUUCUGGGUAUUUAUACAUUUGGGCUAUUUGCUACGGAUAUCUUUGUAAAUGCUGGGCAAGUAGUCACAGGGAAUCUGGCUCCACAUUUUCUUGCCCUGUGUAAGCCCAACUACACAGCACUUGGAUGUCAGCAGUAUACACAGUUCAUCAGUGGGGAAGAGGCCUGCACAGGCAACCCGGAUCUCAUCAUGAGAGCAAGGAAGACGUUUCCAUCCAAAGAAGCAGCUCUCAGUGUCUAUGCAGCUAUGUACCUGACAAUGUACAUUACCAACACAAUCAAAGCCAAAGGAACAAGACUUGCUAAGCCUGUUUUAUGUUUGGGCUUAAUGUGUUUGGCCUUUCUUACUGGACUCAACAGAGUAGCAGAAUAUCGAAAUCAUUGGUCAGAUGUGAUAGCAGGCUUUCUGGUUGGAAUAUCUAUAGCAGUAUUUCUGGUUGUGUGUGUGGUAAAUAAUUUCAAAGGAAGACAACCAGAAAAUGAACAUAUACACAUGGAUAAUCUGGCACAGAUGCCGAUGAUCAGCAUUCCUCGAGUAGAAAGUCCUUUGGAAAAGAACCACAUCACCGCCUUUGCAGAAGUCACAUGAUAUUGAUGCGGAUGGUUUGUCACUGCAUUGGACAUCGUCCCUUGUCACCAUCCAUUCAUAACACCCAAAGUUUGUUUGAUGACAACAGAAGUUUAUAAAGUUGUCUAAUAAUUUUUAUAAUUUUAAAAUCAGUGUCAACUUAUCUGUUUCCCCCACUAGACUGUGAGCUCCUCAAGGGCAGGACUGUGUCUUUCUUCACUGUAUCCCCAGCACCUACAACAAAGCCUCGCACAAAGUAGGUGUUAAAUAAAAUGUGACGACCCAAUGAAAAGAUGAAUUCUUAAAUAAAACAUUCACAUUAGUUUCUCACAGAAUCACCGAUACUAUGUGAAAGGAAACCUUUACACAAGUCAUCUUGUAUAAGAAAUCCUUCCAUUUGGGGCUAGUUAAGCUUUUUAGUUUUUCCUAGAUCUAUUCAGCAGUAUAUCACAUUUCAUUUGAAGCGGACUUUGAAAGUCAUGGGGGUUUUAUGUUACUAUUCAGCAUGACAUUAUUUCCAUUCUAACAAAUUUCAGUGUGUGAAAUUACUUUACUUUUAGAAAGUAUGUUCUAUACUAAAAUAAUGUUUGCACAUAAUAUUAUGCUAUAUUUCACUUAAAAUACCAUUCAUACUAUACAUUCUAAGACUGGUGCUUCUGCUUUUGAAGGGGAAAAUGCCAAUUUUUACUGUAAUAAGUAAUGUAUCAUAAUUAAAAAUUAUUUAUUUGGACUUUUGUUCCUGACAAUUGUGGUUUAAUUGUUGACUUGUAGCUUUUGAAUGCAGGCAGUGCAUUUUAAGUGACAAAAUCUAGCAAAGGUUCCUAUGUAUUGAGCAAUUUUCCCUGAUAAAAGUGUCUCAAGAGGGGGAAAGGCUCCAUUCUUAGGCUUUUUACUCGUCAAAAUUCCAUAUAACUUAAACAGGAAGGAACCACACUCUGACACAGAAGUCUAUCAAUGCCAGAAAUGUGGUUAAAAUGCAUUUUACUUUGCAUUUGUGUAAUACUUUAUAGUUUACGAGA